AUGCUGGGAGGAGUGCUUGCCAUUCUAGCCAUUGUGGCUCUAACAGGAGCCAUCGAGGAUUUUGAUCCUUUCGUAGAUAUACCCUUCAAGAGGAUUAAGACUUCGGCGGAGCGCAUCGCGGAGCACGGCUAUCCGGCCGAAUCGCAUUUUGCCGAGACCCCGGACGGCUAUGUGCUGAAUCUGUUCCGCAUCCCGCACUCCCCGAGGCUAAACAAUGCCGGGGAAUCCCCCCGACCGGUGGUGCUCAUCAUGCACGGACUGUUCAGCUGCUCCGAUUGCUUCCUGCUCAAUGGGCCGGAGGAUGCGCUGCCGUAUAACUACGCGGACGCCGGCUACGACGUCUGGCUGGGCAAUGCCCGCGGCAACAUCUACUCGAGGAACAACACCAGGCUGGACGUGAAGCACCCGUACUUCUGGAGGUUCAGCUGGCACGAGAUUGGCGCCAUCGAUCUGCCCGCCACGAUUGACUAUAUCCUGGACCUCACGGGCCAGCAGGCCCUGCACUAUGUGGGCCACUCCCAGGGCUGCACUUCCUUCUUCGUCAUGGGCUCCUACAGGCCGGAAUACAAUGCCAAGAUCAAGACGGCUCACAUGCUGGCCCCACCCGUCUACAUGGGCAAUACCACGGAGGGACUCAUUGUGGGCACGGCCCCCUACUUUGGUCACCACGGCAUUGGCUCCACCCUGUUGGAGAACCAGGUCUUACUGCCCCAGAACGCGUUCGUCCAGAGGAUACUGGACACCACCUGCAGCAAUCGGCCAAUCAUGCUCAGCUACUGCAAGACCUUGGCCAUGCUCUGGGGAGGUCCCGAGAUCGGGAACCUGAAUAAGACCCUUCUCCCCCAGAUUGCUGAAACGCAUCCCGCGGGAGUCUCCUCAAACCAGGCCAUUCACUACAUUCAGUCCUUCGCCUCAAACGAUUUCCGUUUGUACGACUGGGGAAGCCGCAAGAACCUGGAGUACUACGGGCAGGAGGAACCCCCGGCCUAUGAUCUUACUAAAAUUACCGCCGAACUUUAUCUGUACUACGGCCUUUCGGAUGGUUCGGCGAACAAACAGGAUAUCUCCCGACUGCCGGGUCAAUUACCCAAUUUGGCUCUGCUCUACGAAGUGCCCGAUCCCACUUGGGGACAUUUGGACUUCAUAUUUGCCACAGAGGUCAAGAAGGUUAUCAACGAUAUGGUGGUGGAUUAUAGUAAGGCCUACGAUGAAAGGGAUGCUGAGAAGGAAUAG
Molecule: messenger RNA, 1233 nt
Organism: Drosophila biarmipes
Lineage: Eukaryota; Metazoa; Arthropoda; Insecta; Diptera; Drosophilidae
Product: lipase 3
Exons: 3
Coding region: 1-1233 (410 amino acids)
Biological process (GO): lipid metabolic process
Molecular function (GO): hydrolase activity, acting on ester bonds
Source: RefSeq, a predicted model, not a curated record